CUUUUUGUAAUUUCGGUUUAGUGGGUCGGAACCGAACCGGUUACCGAAUUUUCUUUGCUUCCUAUUGCCGAUGAGUUUUCAGCUCAAAAGUCAAAACCGAAUUGGUCUAUUUUCGGUUCGGUUUAGUUCGUCCAAUUCUGUUCGGUCCGAAUGCCCAGGCUUUGUAUAAACCGGUUUCUUGUGAAGACAGUGAUACUUGUUGUGCAAGGAGCAAAAGAACGCAUUCAAUUUUUUGUCCUUUAAUCUUGAUUCAAAUGCGAAAUAGGACUUGUAGAGAGAUUACUUUCUUUAUACUUUUGUAUUGUAAGCUUGAUUCAAAGUGUGGGGGACAUGCGAGGGCCUCAAGCUUUAUACUUUCUUCGCAGAACAACGACGUUAGCUCAACAUUUGUGUCCUCUUGCACCGCUUAUUGUGACGCCUCGUAUGGAGUUUAGUUCGUUUCUUGAAGAAAAUCCUAGCGACGUCGUUUAUACCCAUAACCGUAAAAUUGAUGAAUUGAUUAAAUCCGGGAACUUGGUAUCUGCACAUGAAGUGUUCGAUGGAAUGUCUGUACGAGAUGUUGUUACUUAUAAUCUUCUUAUUUCUGGGAAUAGUCGAAAUGGGUGUUCUUUAAGAGCUAUUGAAAUUUAUGCGGAGAUGGUUUCUUGUGGUCUUAGAGAAAGCGCUUCUACGUUUCCUUCUGUUCUGAGUGUAUGUAGUGAUGAAUUGUUCUGUAGAGAAGGGAUUCAAGUUCAUUGUAGGGUGAUUUCUCUUGGGUUUGGAUGUAAUAUGUUCGUAAGGUCUGCACUUGUGGGUCUUUAUGCGUCAUUUUGGCUUUUUGAUGUUGCGUUGAAGUUGUUUGAUGAAAUGCCUGAGAGAAAUUUAGCUGUCUGCAAUUUGCUGUUGAAAUGUUUUUGCGAGACCGGAGAGUCCAAGCGAUUGUUUGGAGUGUACUGUAGGAUGGAACUUGAAGGUGUAGCUAAAAAUGGGUUAACUUAUUGUUAUUUGCUCCGCGGUUGUUCUAAUGAUCAGUUGUUAUAUGUAGGGAAGCAAUUGCAUUCCCUAGUGAUUAAAUCUGGAUGGGACAUUUCUAAUAUAUUUGUUGCUAAUGCGCUUGUGGACUAUUACUCUGCUUGUGGCGAUUUAUCCGGUUCUAUAAAAUCAUUCAAUGUUGUCCCAGAAAAAGAUGUAAUAUCGUGGAACUCGAUUGUUUCCGUGUGUGCAGAUUACGGGUCUGUGCUUGAUUCUCUUGGUUUGUUUAGCAAGAUGCAGUUUUGGGGGAAGAGACCUUCGAUACGGUCAUUCAUGUCAUUUUUGAAUGUCUGUAGCAGAAACAGUGAUAUUCAGUCCGGGAAGCAGAUCCAUUGCUAUGUUCUCAAAAUGGGUUUCGACGUUUCAAGUCUUCUUGUCCAGUCUUCUCUUAUCGACAUGUAUGGCAAAUGCAAUGAGAUUGAGAGUUCUUCUUGGCUUACCAGAGUUUGCCUUGCCUGACUCUGGAGUGCUGUAACUCGCUGAUGACUUCUCUGAUGCACUGUGGCAUCACAAAAGAUAUCAUUGAGAUGUUUGGUUUGAUGGUUGAUGAAGGAACUGGA
Molecule: messenger RNA, 1571 nt
Organism: Arabidopsis lyrata subsp. lyrata
Lineage: Eukaryota; Viridiplantae; Streptophyta; Magnoliopsida; Brassicales; Brassicaceae
Product: pentatricopeptide repeat-containing protein At5g27110
Biological process (GO): RNA modification
Molecular function (GO): RNA binding; protein binding
Source: RefSeq, a predicted model, not a curated record